AUGACGGCAGACGUCUUUUCCACCACCGCCGCCCCCCUGUCCCACAGCUACACCUUGUCGCCCAUCGGCGAGCGGAAGACGCUGGAGAGCGGCCCGUCUUCGCUGCUCUCGCUGAGCGAGCUGGAGCCCACCCUCAGCAGCGCCGACAUGAAGUAUGCCACCACCGUCCUGGUGCGCAAGCUGCCGCGAAACACCAGCGAAGAGGCCGUCCGCAGCAUGCUUCUGUUCGCAAAGGACCUGAUCAACACGGAGAUCAUCAAGGCGGAUUUUACUGAAGACAAAGGUUUCGUCUCUGCAAUCGCACGAUUCAGGACCCUGGCGGGCGCGCAGGAGGCUAGAGAUAGGCUCAACGGGAAGGCCAAUGCCGCAAAUGACGCGAAGAUGAUUGUCGAGCUUCUUCCCAGCAACACUGUUCCUGGCGCCAUCGGAGCCAGGCGCAACACGGUUGAUGGCACCGCAACCCGCCAGACCUCGGGUUCCACUUCCUCGGCAGCCUCGUCGCUCGGACGCCAGUCAUCACGCUUCAACGGCACCUUUCAGUCCAUGGAAAAAAUGUCUCCGCCAAACGGCUCCUCGAGCCUCGGAGGGGCUGAGUUCUCGAUCCCCGAGGGCGGGCUUUUCGGGCCCAAAUCCCCCACCGGCACCAAGACGUUCGGAGAAGCCACGCAGAACCUCAGCAAGCAGCUGAUCAACGAUGACGCGGGCGAUGAUGAGACCAGUGAACUGAUCAAAGACCCUGUGGCCUACGCGAGGAGCGGCCAGAAUGGACCUAACAUGGCCCGUCGUACCACGCAGCCGUCGCUACCUGUAUCUCGUUUUGCCAGUCUCUCGUUGAAUACCACUAGCGGAACGUCCGGGCUCACUUCCCCUCCUUUGUCAACUUUCGCGUCACCGCGUUCUGUUGGGCCCGUGCAGUCUCCUGGGCCGCCAAUCACAACCAUGUCUCCACAGAACAUGUCAUCAACCAUGGGGCCGAUGGGACCAAACUCCAACUAUCAGCUGACCCCGCACCAUUAUCAGAGGCACAACUAUCCUCCAGUCAAUCCGGCGGAUCAGAACCCGCCCUGCAACACGCUCUACGUUGGCAAUCUCCCAAUUGACACGUCAGAAGAUGAGCUGAAGGCCAUGUUUUCCAAGCAACGCGGUUACAAGAGACUGUGCUUUCGGACCAAGGCAAACGGCCCGAUGUGUUUUGUUGAAUUCGAAGACGUUUCGUUUGCUACCAAGGCUUUGAACGAACUUUACGGGCAUCCUCUCCACAAUAGUGUCAAGGGUGGGAUCAGACUGAGUUUCUCCAAGAAUCCUUUGGGCGUACGGAACGGACAGAACAACAGCAAUAAUAUUCCUCCGACGCCGAUGACGCCUCACAAUGCACUGCCGGGUAUCGGUAGUGGAUUUGGCAUGAACCAGACCUUUACUACGGCAACCGGGCCGCCGCCUGGCCUCACCCCUCCUGGUAUGAGCUCGCCGAUCGGCCUGAACGCAUCUUCCAACUUUGGCAUGUUCUCCAACGGGGGAUUCGGCGUACCGCCCAACGCCAUGCGAACCCAACCUCUCACCGGCGGCAUGGCUUCAACGACGGCCAACGGCGGGUUCAGCAGCAUGGCCGGCGGCUACUCUGAUUACAUGAUGGGUCGCUAA
This is a messenger RNA of Lasiodiplodia theobromae, 1641 nucleotides long. Its product is annotated as RNA binding protein. The coding region runs from base 1 to 1641 and encodes 546 amino acids. The transcript has a single exon. Gene Ontology annotation, molecular function: mRNA binding. Lineage: Eukaryota; Fungi; Ascomycota; Dothideomycetes; Botryosphaeriales; Botryosphaeriaceae. The record is from RefSeq and is a predicted model, not a curated record.